AUGGCUCAAGGACAAAAGCCGUUUCUCGGUGGAUGGAGGAAUAUCGUUACCGGCCUGAUCUAUCAUAAUGCCUGCACGCAGACACGCAGCGGCGGGACGAGGAGCAGGAUCACGCAGACCGUCGCGGUCGUGGACACGGUCACCGAUGUCGCCCACGACCAGGCUGUGCAGGUGGACGCGAUACAGUUUUUGCCCGACAUACGCGACAGAAUUGUCGCGCCUGGAAUCUCUUCCUUCGGGAUGCCCGUGUCUGACGAAGAAGUUAAGUCGUUAUCCUGUCAGGAUACUAAUCGAAUUCUUGACAGCGUCGUUAAAAUACAGAGAUGUUAUAGGGCUUAUCGAGCCAGAGUGGCGGCUAGAAUGGACGCUCUCGAAGUGACUAAUGUUGCUCGAUAUGACGAAGCGAACGUGAUCGAGCAUGCAGAACGUUCUCAGGUGCUGUCUGCCUAUAGCGGCACGGAUUUCGUGAUAUUGAAUCGCUGCCCGGCGCGUACGAGCUCAGACUUCGAGUCGCUCCACAAUCUCCUCGACCGCUGGCGAAUCCUCGAGACCGAGCGAGCGAGUCUCACGCUUCUUGGGUCAUCGAGGGUCGCCACCUGCGGCCUGAUCCUGUCAAAGGAGGUCGAAUUGUUGCGCGCUAUAGACUCCAUGAAGACUGCCGUCCGUCUCAAGUAUAGGGAACAGAAGCGACAUAGGUUUCUGGACGAGUUGUCCAGACCGAUCGCCUGGCAGGACAGUCGGGGUCGGCCGAUCCUGGUGGACACCCUGCGUGUUCAGCGAGCUCGCCAGCACAGGAAUGUUUACGCCUCACUGUCCAACGAGAAUUUAUCGAUCCCGGAACGGGUGGACUUAUUGCACGACCUGAAACACAUCGCCGAUAUGCACACGUGCAGCCAAUCGAACGAGCUCGUUUAUUUGGUCGACCAAGAGCUGGACCUUUUAAUGCGUCGCGUGGACACAAGCAGACUUAAUUGGCUCAGGAAUCGACUGAAGCUGAGCUUCCUCAGGCUGGUGCGCAAUGCUCUGCAAGGUCUCUCAAUCUUUUCGUCUAUGACGGAAAUGAUUUUUUUCUUUAAACAAUUCAUUAAAAACAGCAAAUACAAACGCGACCAGUUGAAAAGCUUAUGUCCGCCCUCAGGCGAUGUCGAGGAAGACGCGCAUCUGUUCGACUGGUCAAACGCCAGCAUCACGCGUCUCUGCAGGACCUGCGGCAGGCUCUUGUCUCUGGAAAAGUUUCCCCGCGAGCGUCGAUUACGCUCCUCCUCUUGCGUCUAUUGUACGUCCAUGCGAACCCGGAAAGGUCCUCGCGUCGUGUACGAACCUUACGAGAGAAUAUUAUGGGAAGUCAGACGCUUUGAAGCCCGAAUGGGCUGCUACGGCAGUCUGGCCUUCGUGGUCGGAGCCAAAGUCAUCUGUCGCCUAGUGAAUAAAGUCUGGCAUGGUAGGUCGGGCAUCUCCGAGUGCGACGACCUGGACGAGCUAAGACUAACUCGCUUCCGACGCGAGCACGAAUGGGCGCCCUGGAAUUCUCUAUUGUUGACGAAAACCGAGGCCGCGAUUCAUCACGGGAUCAGUGAUAUCGAGAGCUUCUACGACUCGUCGCUCCUGCAGAAAUUUUACAUGAAGAAUCUCCAGGCGAAAGUACACUUCGAAUCGAUCUCUCAAGCGCGGAGAAACAUCGUGACACCGUUUUCCUCGAUGGAAGAUGAAUAAUUAAUUUUUCUUACUUAAUAGACAUAAAAGAGAGCAAAACGGACGGAAAAUUGGAAUUUAGAAAAAUAGAACAAACAAGAAAUCUUAUUUUACCAAGACCAAUAUUU
Molecule: messenger RNA, 1820 nt
Organism: Vollenhovia emeryi
Lineage: Eukaryota; Metazoa; Arthropoda; Insecta; Hymenoptera; Formicidae
Product: IQ and ubiquitin-like domain-containing protein
Exons: 3
Coding region: 1-1713 (570 amino acids)
Biological process (GO): cilium assembly
Cellular component (GO): motile cilium; acrosomal vesicle
Source: RefSeq, a predicted model, not a curated record